UUGUCAAACUUAGUCAAAUCAAAAUAUGGCGUCGUUUGUAAGUAGUGUUUUGGUUGUUCUUUAAAUUUGAAUGUUUAGAUUAAGUUUCGAACAAUUCGUGCCGUUUUGAAGCAGAUUAUGUGUGGAGUUCUUUGAUGUGUAUUGUGGUUUCAAGAAGAGUUUCAUUCAUAUUUCGAAAAGAUAUGGUAUCUGGUCGACAAUUCCAGCCUCCUUCAAAUAGAAAGUGCAAUAUUCAGUGUUGAAUAAGGAUACCGUACAUAACCUCAUCAAAAUGAAGCAUAGUAUUUCCUGCAAAGCAGAUCUUUAACCAUGAACGACCAUUUACCAUUCAGGGAGCCAGCGCCAAUUAGCCUGGCUCAUACAAAACGUCAUAGAUUGACAAUCUUCAAAGAUGCCGUCCCUUCAGUACAUGGAAAACCAGCAGUUUCAACAAAUGGAAAAACCAGGCUCAGCACUCAUCAAAGGAACCUCAGUCUGGAUUUUAGAUCUAUGGGCAUCCUCCUUCCGCCCGUCACCCAGGUGACAGCGGCUCCUGCAGUGACCAACUUGACGCUGCACCAUCGGAACCGUAGUUUAGAUUCCGCCCUACAGAGGAUCCCAGAAGUGGAUGUCACCCCAAGUCCCGAGUGCGAAAAAGGGUCCAAUAGUAUUCUAGCCGCCUCCAAAGUUCAUUCCUGCAACGUAGCUAACACUAGACAACGAGAUGAAGUUGUGAGUCUAGGCUCCGACGAUUCCGGCAUACUGUGCGGUUCGGACAGCGGCGCCAGCGACGCCGCCACCAGGGAGUCCAGCAUCCAGCUGAGUCGCGAGAGCCUGCAGAGCAACGACGCGAAAAAGUGCGACGCUAACAACGACGACGCGGAGAGCGCCGUCUCGUCCGCGGACGACGAGAAGAACGACGUCGGUACGCUUGGAAGGACUAGUGGUUGUUGCGCGUCGGAAACGGAACAGUCCGACAGGCCGGAAGUGUCCAAGAGUUUCGGUUUGUUGCGGUUGCUCGAGAGCAAGGUGUUCGACGUCGCGAUGGCCAUCCAUUACCUGUUCAAGAGCAAAGAACCGGGCGUGCAGAGUUACAUAGCUAAUAAGCUGUUCAGUUUCCCGGACGACCGAGUCGAUUUCUACCUUCCGCAGCUUGUCUGCAUGUACAUACAGAUGCACGAUGUCGCCGAAGUCAUCCAUCCUUACCUUGUCCAUCGAUGUCGACAAUCGAUAGACUUCUCCCUCAAGUGCGCGUGGCUCUUAGACGCCUAUGGCUCAGACGCGACGCCUCCAACGAAAAAGAAACCUUAUAGCGUCAAACUGAAGAAUCUCAUCCUGUCGGAAGAAUUGAGGCCGAAGAACAAGAUGGCCGUCUCCCUGACCGGAGCUCUGGAAAAGUCAAUCACUUCUCCAUCGACAACCCUGCCUUCAAAAAAGUCUCACCAGAGGUCACAAAGCGAUGCUUCCGCACUCUCUUCCAGAAGUGGAAUCGGCCCCACGACGAAGUUAUGCCUGGGAGACUUGAGCUCAGGCAGGGCUUUCGACAAUGGUUGCAUAUGUUUCGACAGUUGCAUGGGACUAGUGAAUGAUCUUAAAGGACGUAAGACUGAAUGUACCUGUUCGGCGCCGAGGUUAGCGCCCCAGUUGGAAUUCCUCCAAGCCCUCAUCUUAAUCGGCAAACUGCUUAGUUCCAUACCAACGAAGGAGGCGAAGACCACAAGACUGGUAGCCGAACUGACUACUCUUAACCUUAAUUUGCCGGCACGUGUAUGGCUACCUUUAGACAGCACCACGCCCCAUCAUAUAGUUAGGAUACCGCCCCAAGUGGCGGCUGUACUGAACUCCAAAGAUAAGGCACCUUAUAUUAUUUAUAUGGAAGUCGUAGAAGUAGACGAUUUAUACAGUUCUCCAAUAACUCCUAAAAUAAUGCCAACCUUGAGGCAUACAAAAUCUGAAGAGAAUCUUGGCGGCUAUGACAACAAUUCUGCUUCCGCCUUCAGCAUGUGUGGGAUGCUCUGCGAUGAUAAUGACCCUGAUUGGAGUAAGGAGGACGAUGAAAUAUCACGACAGUAUACUCAGAUGAAAAAACCGAUAGAUCGAGACACCAUCUCUCAAAUGAGUCAAGACUCGAGCGAUUCUAGAGAACCACCAAUGUGGAUAGCAGCCAUCGACAUCAGAAAAAGGUUGAGCGAGUCUUUCUUUGAAAAUCAAAAUAAACAAUUCACACACGAUCCAGAAGAUCCGUCUGCAGCUGUUCUGAAAGAGCCUUGGCUGGAAAAAGAACAGAGAGUUCGAGAAAGUUCACCUUAUGGUCAUCUUCCAACGUGGAGGUUGUUGUCAGUUAUAGUAAAAUGUGGAGACGAUUUAAGACAGGAAUUGAUGGCAUCUCAAUUGCUCCAAAUGUUCCAGAAAAUAUGGGAAAUGGAGCAUGUUCCUCUUUGGGUCCACCCUUAUAAAAUUUUAUGUCUUUCGAACGACAGUGGUCUGAUUGAGCCGAUCUUGAAUACCAUUUCACUCCAUCAAGUUAAAAAACAUGGGCAGCUGUCUUUGUUGGAAUAUUUCAUCAGAGAGUACGGUCCUCUGACAUCGGAAGCCUUCCUGAGCGCACAAAAGAAUUUUGUCCAGAGCUGUGCUGCCUACUGCCUUAUUUGCUAUUUGAUCCAAGUGAAAGAUCGGCAUAACGGUAACAUUCUGUUGAAGAGUGACGGUCACCUGAUCCACAUCGAUUUCGGCUUCAUCCUAUCAACUUCCCCUAAAAAUCUCGGUUUUGAGACGUCUCCCUUCAAACUUACUCCUGAAUUCGUGGAGAUUAUGGGUGGUGAAGAUUCCGAUAUGUUUGAGUACUUCAGGAUACUGAUUUUGCAGGGUUUGAUUGCUGCCAGGAAGCAUCAAGACAUGAUUAUUCCCUUAGUCGAAAUUAUGAGAUCAGGAUCCCAGUUGCCCUGCUUCAAGUCUGGAGCAGCCACUGUUCAGAAUCUGAAGAAUCGUUUCCACAUGAACAUGACUGAAGAACAGCUUCAAUUAGAAGUGAACAAAAUGGUGGAGGGCAGUAUUCACUCCUUAUCAACAAAACUUUACGACGGUUUUCAAUACUUUACUAACGGAAUACUAUAAAGUGUGAUAAUUUUUUACUGUAUAUUAAUAUUUGAAAGUAUGUAAUAUUAUUAAUAUUUAAUAUAUAAACUAUGCAAAGACUAUAAAUUAUAAUUAUAGUGAAUUUUUCAAUCAAAGAAGUAUUCCAUGUAAUCAUUCUUUAAGUGAAAUGGUUUUUGGGAAGAUGUUGCUGUCUCCUACUUUUCGAUGAUGUGGAUUUUAAAGGAAUUUAGGAAUAUUGAAGAAAAUAUCGACUGUGAUUCUCUGUUUUUAGCAGGGGUACUUAGGAGAACAAUUUUAAAUCUAAGAUAUGGUACUAAUGAAGAAAUUUUUAUCAAAUUAUUACCAAAAAAUUGUAAGAUAGUUAGUAGAAUUUUGAAAUUCCAAGGUGAGAUUAUAAUCAGGGGCGUAACAUCUUUUUAAAAAUAAUCAAUAUAAAAAUUAAGUAAGUUCCGACUUAUUUUUAUCAUAAUUUUUACUGAAUUAGUUGUUACUGGUUCGUUUAAUAUAAAAAUGGAAUAUAUCUUUGGAGGUUAUUAAAUUAAGGAUUAAUUAAAAUACUCGCCUGUAUGUUACUAAGGUCAAAAUUUUCUAUGAAUGUUGUUAAAUGCUCAAAGUUUUCAACACCAGUUACACAGUUUCAUUAUGUAAAAAAAUCAGUUGUCUUAACAUUUUAACUGUAUCAUUGCCAUUAAAUGUUUAAGUAAAUCAUUUAUCCCAUA
Molecule: messenger RNA, 3794 nt
Organism: Harmonia axyridis
Lineage: Eukaryota; Metazoa; Arthropoda; Insecta; Coleoptera; Coccinellidae
Gene: fwd
Product: phosphatidylinositol 4-kinase beta
Exons: 12
Coding region: 310-3093 (927 amino acids)
Biological process (GO): phosphatidylinositol-mediated signaling; phosphatidylinositol phosphate biosynthetic process
Cellular component (GO): membrane; cytoplasm
Molecular function (GO): 1-phosphatidylinositol 4-kinase activity
Source: RefSeq, a predicted model, not a curated record